AUGCUAUUAGCUAGCAAAAGUUCGCAGGAUUCCAACACUCCUGCUUCUAAUUUGGUCAGGAAACCAGGUGAAUCUACGGAUUUGAUUACCCCCGCCCCAAAUGUUGUGCCCCAUUUUGGCAAUAAUAUGGUCCAAGAAGGCAUUCAACUGUCGGCUCAGCCCAUCGUUACUGAUCUACCAAUUAAAAGGAAAGCUUCACUCACCCGCUUUUUGGAGAAGAGAAAAGAUAGGAUCAACUCAAAAGCACCAUACCAAAUAAGCGAUUCGACUGCUGUUCCUUUGUCUAAGCCGGCUGAAAGAAGGUCAUGGAUUGGCUUAGCUGCUCAAUCGCCUCUGCAUGUUCAGCCCCAUUUUUAG
Messenger RNA from Ilex paraguariensis (yerba mate), 357 nucleotides. The record is from the annotation of a GenBank genome assembly. NCBI's taxonomy places the organism in Eukaryota, Viridiplantae, Streptophyta, Magnoliopsida, Aquifoliales, Aquifoliaceae.